Molecule: messenger RNA, 206 nt
Organism: Cetraspora pellucida
Lineage: Eukaryota; Fungi; Glomeromycota; Glomeromycetes; Diversisporales; Gigasporaceae
Source: the annotation of a GenBank genome assembly
UUCAUUCAAUAAAUUUAUCUAUAUGUCAUACUACUAACAAAAGACAAUUUGAGUUAGUUUUUGGUUAUAAACCUCAUGAUAAUUGUGUUCUUCUUAAUCAAAUUUGGUUUCAAGAAAUUAGAAAUGAGGAAAAUAUUCUUGAUGAUGUUCAAAUUAAAGAGUAUUAUGACAUUCAGUUUAAUAAUAAUAAUGAGGAUAAUAUCUAG